CCAGAGAAAAAUAGCAGUUUUUGUGUUUUAUAAUGUGUAAGAUGUUGUUGCAUUUUCAGACCAUGAUAUUGCUGUAUUAGGACGCAUCUAUGUUAAACUCAUCAAUGGACUACACUUCAGAACUUCUGGUUUUACAUUGAAUGGACAAUUUUACUUAAUAUAUAUAAUAAGCCCAUAAUAUAAUCUCACUGUCGAAAUACUGUUUUACAUAUAUUUUUGUGAAGAAUAUUGACAUCCCACUAUAGAAAGAUGUCAGCAGGAAUAUCCAUUAUCGAGUUUUUGGCAGAAACCAAAGAAGAUUUCAGCUCGCCAACAACUUCAACAUUUACUUCCAAAAUGUCACUUUGUCGAUCCACAAUAUCAGCUCUUGAAGAGAGUUUGGACUCUGAUCGUUCAGCAUUAAAAAAGAUGAAGAAUGCUGUGAAAGCCAUGUACAACUCUGGUUCUGCACAUUCGGCAAAUGAAGGUGUAUUUAUUGAAAAUUUGGAACGACUUGGUUCUCAAGCCAUGAAUAUGAAAGAACCAGAACCGGAUAUUGGAUCUGCUUUUCUCAAACUUGCAGUUUUCACAAAAGAACUUACAUCACUACUGAAAAAUUUGGUCACAAGCAUUAACAACAUCAUAAUGUUUCCUUUGGAUUCUCUGCUAAAAGGGGAUUUGAAAGGAAUAAAAGGGGAUAUGAAAAGACCAUUUGACAAAUCAUGGAAGGAUUAUGAUACAAAAGUUAAAACUGUGGAAAGAGAGAAACGCCAACUUGCGAAAGAAGCCGGAAUGAUUAGGAAUGAAAUAAGUGGUGGUGAGAUUGCAGAAGAAAUGGAGAAAGAGAGAAGAAUGUUUCAAUUACAAAUGUGCGAGUAUUUGAUAAAAGCAAAUGAAAUUAAAACGAAAAAAGGCGUGGAUUUAUUGCAACAUCUCAUUGACUACUAUCAUGCGCAAAACACAUUUUUCAGCGAAGGGUGUCGAGUUACAGAACAUUUCAAAUCAUAUGCCACUGAACUUUCUGCAAAUUUGCAUUCUAUUCGUCAAUCACAAGAUGAGGAAAGAAGGCAACUUGUUGAAUUACGAAAUUUACUCAGAACUUCAGUCGGUGAUUCAAAUUCUUCCAAAUCCUCAGCCAGUGUUUAUAAUCUUCAUCAACUUCAGGGAUUAAAAGAAUUUGGUAAUGAAAAGGUUGGCUAUUUGAUGAAGCGCAGUGAAGGAUUGCGAAAGGCUUGGCAAAAGCGGAAAUGCACAGUUAGUGACGGAUAUCUCACUAUAUCUCAUAACAAUGCAAAUAAAGCUCCAGUGAAACUCAACCUUCUUACAAGCCAAGUGAAGCCAGUUGCUGAAGACAAGAAAAUUUUUGACUUAGUGUCUCAUAAUCGAACAUACAGAUUUAUGGCUGACGAUGAAUCAGAAUCAAUUGCAUGGGUUUCAGUCAUAAGCAACAGUAAAGAAGAUGCUUUGAAUCGUGUAUUUGGUGAAGAAGGAAGCAGUAAGCAGCAAAACUCUGGAUUACGUGAAUUAACAAAAUCAAUUUUAGAUGAAGUGAAGCAUUUGACAGGAAACGAUAGAUGUUGUGAUUGUGGAGCUGCAGAACCAACCUGGUUGUCAACAAAUCUUGGCGUUUUAACUUGUAUCGAAUGUAGUGGAAUUCAUAGAGAUAUGGGAGUCCAUAUAUCAAGAAUCCAAUCUAUUACGUUAGAUGAAUUGGGAACUUCUGAACUACUGGUUGCUAGAGCUGUUGGAAAUGCAAGUUUUAAUGAAAUCAUGGAGAGCCAAUUAGAUCUCAGAGACAAGCCUACACAAGAAAGUGACAUGGAAACAAGAAAAUCUUUCAUUCGUGACAAAUAUGAAAUUCAUCGUUAUGCUAUGCAUACAUGCAUGGAUGAUCCCGAUAGACUUCUAGAAGAUUUAAUGCAAGCAAUUAUAUCAAAAGAUAUCUGUGCAUUAUUACAAGUUUUUGCUGAAGGAGUUGAUUUAAGUUCACCACUGCCUGGUUAUAGCAACGGUGAAACUGCAUUGCAUUUGGCUAUAAAACAAGAAGACAGAUCAAGUCUUUUUAUUGUUGAUUUUUUGGUUCAAAAUUCUAGUGCAAGUCUAGAUCGUCAGACAAUAUCUGACGGCAACACACCAUUACAUUUGUGUGCCGAAUAUAACAAAUCCGAAUGUAUGAAGCUACUUUUGCGAACAAGAGCAAGAACUGACUUGAAGAACACUGCCGGUGAAAAACCAGUUGAUACUGCCCGUAGAACAAGAAACUCCUCAUGUGAAGAAAUAUUAACACAAGCUGCUUCUGGAAAAUUUCACCCAAUUGUUCAUGUAGAUGUGGAUUGGAAUUUCUCAUUUGUGGAGGAAGACGAUGAAUUUGACUUUGUUGCUGACAACAGUGAUGAUGAACUAGAUGGCCAGACAGGUCAAGAAAAAUCGGCAACGUUGGGUCCUCAUUAUAACAGUCCUUUUAAAUCUGGUCCUGGUUCUCAUGCUCGACCUGUUAGCGCAUUAAAUCCCAUCAUGCCAAUGGGUUCAAUGAGCACACCUGAAAACAGUGUAAAACAUAGACAAACUUUCAGAGAUCGUCAAAAACCUAUUGUUCCGAGUUCGAUACACAGUCCAAGUGCUCCACAACCACCCCCUCGACUGGAUAAAGUUAUGCAUCCUAGUUCAUCAGUACAGAACAUUUCAAGAUCAAGAAGUAGAACUGUAGCACCAACUGCAAGUCUACAAGAACAUAAACGAACAAGCUCAGACUCGAGAUCUAAUUUUUCGAAUGUUUUGCCAUCUAGCAAUCAACAGAAUCAAAAACAACAUCCUGGGAUUACUAAUGCAUUAGAAUCAAUUUUACAAAACAGAGGACCUCCGGGCAGAGGCGGUCCUCCACCACUGCCACCCCACAAUCCAACUCAUAACAACCUUAAUAGGAACAAGCAACCCCAGAUUGCCCCAAAACCAGAACCUAGAAGAGACUCGAUGGACAAUGAAUCGAGCGGCAAAACAGCGAAAAAGUACUUGAUUAAGAAAUAUAGUAUGCUGAAAUCUAGGAGAAAACCACGAUCGUCAUCUGAUAUUGUGGUGAAUAAAUUUUCAAGUCAACCAAUUACACCGCAUCCUAUCGUUCCUCCUGCAAUACCUGAUAAAGCAUCUGCCUUAUCUAAGGAUUCUCCUCCACUACCAAGAUCUUCGGGUUCCAGUAGUUCCAGACCUAGAAAAGUUCGUGCUAUUUAUGAUUGUGAAGCAGAUAAUGUUGAUGAGCUUACUUUUGUUGAAGAUGAAAUAAUAGUUGUGACAGGUGUGGAAGAUCCAGAGUGGUGGGUUGGCCACAUCGAACAUCAACCUCACAGAGCUGGCGUAUUUCCUGUCAGUUUCGUACAUUUCUUGCCAGAUUAAUAGAUUCCUCAAUGAAGCUGCACGCUCUCAUAUUAUUAAGUCAUAUUUUGCUGAAGCCCUGUACUCAAACCUGAAGCUCAAAUCAUUUAUCUAUAUUAGUAGCUUCUCCAUCUCUUCAGAAAAGUACAGAAUAUACACUGCUCAAUAUGAGCAUUGGGUGUUUUAUAGCAGCCUCCGAAGAAAAGCAUAAGUUAGAUUUAAAUGCAGUUGGGUCUACAUGUCUAUUAGAAUAUGUUGUUGGUACCCUGACAACAAUAUUACUAGGAUUCUUCUGUCAUUUUGUAGCUUGUCUCGUUAUUAUAGAUAAGAUAUUCUUUUAUCUAGGUCUUUCGAGAGGGUUUUAUAAUAUAUUUUUCUAUGUGGUUUUUGUUAAACAUAUCAUGAUUGAUGGAUAUUGCAUUUACCAAGAUUCCAACAUUCAGACAUUUGUGGUAAAUUUUGCAAAUUACACUAGUUCAAAUACACAGAGUUAAUUCAAUAUUUUCUGUUCAUUUUUACCUGCAUUCCAUGACAGGCUGCCAUUUCUUAUGUAGUUUGCUCAGGGGAAAAUGUUACCGGUAGUACCAAAUCAGAGUGCUCAUAUUCGUUGUUAUGAUAUCCAUGGCCACAAUCACUCAUCAUCUUGAUUUUAGGGGUUGCCUGUAACUGGAUUUCAUUAUCUUUUAUUUGCAAUUACUGUAGUAAAAAAAGCUAAAAUCCUCAUUCUGCUUGUUCCGGAUUCCCUGAACAUCAUCACAUCAAGCUUCUGUAUUUGAGUAUAUCCCGAGUAAAACUUAGUUUUUAGGUAUCAUCUGUUGAUUGAAAUUCACUAAAUGAAUUCUCUUUCAACAAGCUUUAAUAUCAGCUUGAAAGUGGCAGUAUUUCACGUUAGUGCAUAUUUAUUUUAUGAAAUAGUUAUGAAAUGAAAGUUUUUUGUGGUGAUAUGGAUUUUUAUGGAGUAUGUUAAAACAAUGACACAAAGCUGAAAUUUUUGAACAAGCGAUGUAUUAUUUGGAAUUAUUGACAUAUGACGGGCUGACUUAGAAUAGACUGACAAUAAUAAUCUUCCUGCAUUAUCAAAUUCAAUCUUCAUAAACUUUAAUAAUAUUCUUCAUUCAAUUAACAUGGCCUGAUUUGUUAGAUAUCUAAAACUAUUUCUCAUAUAUUUUUAUCAGAUAUAAUGUUAGGUUUCAGUCUUUCCUGGCUAUUACAUGUAGUUGAAUAUUUCAUUCUAAGCUACUAAGAAUAAGGGAGUUAGCACCUUUGGUAAAGAUAAUGCUUUCACGCCAUUGGAUGGCAAAAUCUUUGCAUGUUCUGUAUGUAUUUAACACAUAAUAAUAAUUAUCAUACUCUUAACUCACAUAGGAAAUAAUAAAUUUGUUAUGGUAUUGUUGCCCUCAGUAGGAAUGAUUAUGUGGUGACAUAUCUAUAACCAUGUGUAUUGUGUUGUUUUCCGACUAACACAUUUCAAAUUGUAUUUGUGCUACAACCUUGUGUAUAUAAAUAUAUAUAUCAAACAUUACUAUUAGUGACAUGAAUUUAUAUACUUUAAUAAUCAGAGAACAAAGUGCUAUAUUUUAAUUUCAUAGCAGCAUUCUGUGCAAUGAACAUGUUCAAUUAGCUCAACCGAUGAUGUAAGAUCUGAAAUAUUUAUUGGUUGUAUUGUUCUGAUUGUAAAUGAAUAUGAACAAUCAGUGAACCUUCUUUUCUAGACUUGUGUUGUAUCUAUGCUGUACUGUAUACCCAUUUUCCUACCUAUUAUAACGUUCACAAUUUACAGAUUAAUCAGAAACUGCCAUUGCAUUAAUGUUGUCUCAAUUGUUUCGUUGGCAAUUUAUAUAGAUGAGAGAUGCUCAAAUUUUAAUAUGUUAGCUAUCCUCAUACAAAACCUCACCAGUAUUUUUAGCUUCAGUUAAGAAGGUUCUGUAAAAUAUUAUGUGAAAUCUGAAUCUUAUUUGUUCAGUAAUUGUAGACCAAUGUUCAUCAGUGAAUGGGAAUAUGCAGAAUAUACUGAAAUAUAACAACAGUAAUUAAAUACUUUGAUUUAUUUUGCAUCUUUCUGGUUUAUGAUUGGUUGACAUAAUGCAAACAGUGGGAGUCGAUCCCCAAUUGCAAUGGGUGGUUGUAAGUAAAAUCAGAAGACAUUUUAACUUUUAUUUGAGCUUGAAUUGUGAUCGUAAAAUAUCUCUUGUGAAAUUUUGUUUUAUCUGUUUUGUGAUGUUAUAUUUUUACCAAUGCUUCCUCUAUUACAACAUGCUAACUAAGAAGACAUGGAAAUCUUA
Molecule: messenger RNA, 5627 nt
Organism: Styela clava
Lineage: Eukaryota; Metazoa; Chordata; Ascidiacea; Stolidobranchia; Styelidae
Product: arf-GAP with SH3 domain, ANK repeat and PH domain-containing protein 2-like
Biological process (GO): positive regulation of GTPase activity
Cellular component (GO): cytoplasm
Molecular function (GO): GTPase activator activity; protein binding
Source: RefSeq, a predicted model, not a curated record